UUGGCUGUGCGCUCUAGAUGAACUCCACUAAUAUUUGCUUUACAACAACAGGCUUUGAGGAGAAAGAUACAACUGACACUGUCUUAGCGCAGAAGGGUCACUUCUAUGGCGUUUACUUGCUCUGCAGUCAGAGUCUGGACACGCGAUACCACGGCAGAUGCUAUGUAGGAUUCACAGUAAAUCCGAAGCGCAGGAUAAAUCAACACAAUCGCGGCUGUGACUUUGGUGGUGCCAAAAAGACCAGUAAGAGUGGACCCUGGCAAAUGGUUUUAAUUGUGCAUGGUUUUGCGAACAAUAUCACAGCGUUGCAGUUCGAAUGGGCUUGGCAACAGCCGGCAUUGUCGACGCGCUUAAAAAUAUUUCCGGAACUUAAGCGCAAAAGGCCCAAGGAGACACACUUUGAUUAUCAUCUGCGCAUACUAACCAAAAUGUUGAGCGUAGGUCCCUGGCAUAGACUAUCACUGACUGUGCGCUGGCUGGAGACGCAAUAUGAGCGUGAGUUUGAGCAGUUGAUCCCAGCGCAUAUGCAAAUAGUUAGCGGCAAACUGGCCAUAACUGCAUCACAGCGGCUAGCUGCUGCGCAACAGCAUCAUACACAAAAGUUGUGGGCACUAGAGUGCCAUUUAUGCAUGAAUCGCAUUGAGAAUCCGGAACGUUCGCGCCUGGGCUGUCUUAAUCUUACUUGCCGACUCACUUGUCACAUGAUUUGUUUAGCUAAUUAUUUUCUAAGCGAGGAGCAACAACCAGGUCAAUACAUUCCCAUCAGCGGUCGUUGUCCACUUUGCGAUACCCAACUAAACUGGGCUGCCCUAUUGCAACGCAAACGCUUAGGCCAUAAGGCUAAUGAUAUAGAAGUGGACAGUGAAGAUGGGGCUGAGCUCAGUGAUGUUCCCGAGUUGGACAGUGAUUUGGAGGCGGAUAAGGAAAUAGAUUAAGUAAUAUAUAUAUUUUAAUAAAUAAGCGAAAACUGUUAUUUUAUCAUAGCU
This is a messenger RNA of Drosophila busckii, 986 nucleotides long. RefSeq names its product structure-specific endonuclease subunit SLX1 homolog (gene slx1). NCBI's taxonomy places the organism in Eukaryota, Metazoa, Arthropoda, Insecta, Diptera, Drosophilidae. The coding region runs from base 18 to 935 and encodes 305 amino acids. The transcript has a single exon. Gene Ontology annotation, cellular component: Slx1-Slx4 complex. Gene Ontology annotation, molecular function: crossover junction DNA endonuclease activity; 5'-flap endonuclease activity. Gene Ontology annotation, biological process: double-strand break repair via homologous recombination. The record is from RefSeq and is a predicted model, not a curated record.